Molecule: messenger RNA, 980 nt
Organism: Perkinsus marinus ATCC 50983
Lineage: Eukaryota; Perkinsozoa; Perkinsida; Perkinsidae
Exons: 9
Coding region: 1-963 (320 amino acids)
Source: RefSeq, a predicted model, not a curated record
AUGAGCCGUAUGGACAUGGUCGAGGACAUGUCACAACGAUUGGCCGAGGAAGCGAUGAACCAGGUGGAGGACGUCAAGAUAGCUGUAGACGAAGUUAGAAGCUCCGUCACAGCGGUGGAGUCGCGAACAACACAGAAGAUAAACGAGGGGCUGCAAAGGGUCGGUCGAGUGCUCAAGAGGGUGGUUCAAGCACAGAAGGGCCUGCAGCAGCGAGUGGCAUCAGCUGCGAAGGAAAAGGGGACGGAACCAGAGGAAAAGGAGCGCGCGGUGGAGACUGAUCUCACGGAGGCUUCAGACCUCGCUGAAGCUGAGGAUGAUGCUGGUGGUCUCGCGGAUACUCUUCCGGCGGGGCCGUGGCCGCCUCGUGAAGCGCCUUUGUCGGAUGAAAAAGAUCAUGCGCGUUCCCGAUCGGUGUCUCCAAUCCCGACUACACGGAGAGCGACCAUUGACGGGUCUAGUACGACCCAUUUUAUAAACGUGCGCGGCGAGGUGACUGUAACCAAGGGACCGGGGCGUGGCGAUGCAACAGCUGCGACCGCGGCGGCGGCUACCACGGCUGCUGUAGUUUCGGCCGCAUCCGAGGAUGAGGAACCUUCUGAGAUUCACUCAACUCCCCGGGCGAUCCACCCUGCAUCAAGAGACCAUCGAGCACACAGUGCCCCUCCGAGGAACAGUCGCACGCCCCCAACCCACGGACGUAGUGAUGGCUUGCUCAACACGAGGGCCGCACGAGAGAAGCGACAAGCUGAGAUAGCCAAUUUGGUGAAGGAAUUGCAGCUAUUGGAGCGAGAGGAACGAGAUUUUCACAGGCAGUCCCGCUUGAGGGCGCAGAAACUCCAGAAGGGUCAGCCCGAGCCGAGGACUACAACUGCUGGUGUUGGUAGAGGGCGCAAGAUUCACAAUGUGGCUGCUACUACGGGUAUGAACAGUACUACUCGACCACGGCACAUGGCCCGGGUCUAGCUGUAUUGAAUUGAUCU